This is a messenger RNA of Puccinia graminis f. sp. tritici CRL 75-36-700-3, 978 nucleotides long. RefSeq lists its product as uncharacterized. The transcript has 2 exons. The coding region runs from base 1 to 978 and encodes 325 amino acids. Lineage: Eukaryota; Fungi; Basidiomycota; Pucciniomycetes; Pucciniales; Pucciniaceae. The record is from RefSeq and is a predicted model, not a curated record.
AUGAAAUAUGCAAGUCUAACACAGCUAGUCAAGCGCCACCAGCCGCCAUCUCCUUUAUGCGGCAUCUCGCCACUUCAACAAGUAGCUCCUGCCCCGAACCAAGCGACAACUUCCUCCCUCGACCAGUCGAUUGUCACCCCUCCGUUACGCAACAGGCGAAGACGAGAAAGGCUCCCUUUCAUCGACGAUGAGGCGAAGAAGUCUGCUCUUGAUGAUUGGACGGCCAAAUUACGGUCCUUCCCUACUGCCAACCCUGGAGGAAGUCGCCACCCUAGGACCUAUACCCUCAUCGGCCGCGGGAACUUGAUACCUUCGCCACAACGAGGUACCCUCUCCAGACCGGCUGCAGCUUCUCAAGGGAAAUUCACCCGGAGGGAACGUCGGCUACCAACUCCGCUUGCACCUACGCAAGCCGAACGACCACAGCCAGAGGGGAAAAGGGACCGAGACUAUCCUUACGCCCGCGUCAGGGCCAUCCGAGAGGGCAUGCGAGGUAGCAGAAUGUCAACAUCUAGUCAAGCUAAACGACCACGACAAGAGGAGCCAAGUGACCGAAUCGAUCCUUACGCGCGCGUCAGGGCCAUCCGAGAUCGCUUGCCAGGCAGCAGAAUGUCAACAUCUAGCCAAGCCAAAAGACCACGGCAAGAGGAGCCAAGUGACCGAAUCGAUCCUUACGCGCGCGUCAGGGCCAUGCGAGAUCGCUUGCCAGGUAGCAGAAUGUCAACAUCUAGCCAAGCCAGACGACCCCGGCCAGAGAAGCCAAGUGACCCAAUCGAUGACCGAAUUGAUCCUUACGCCCGCGUCAGGGCCAUCCGAGAGGGCAUGCGCGGUAGCAGAAUGACAACAUCUAGCCAAGCCAGAAGACCCCGGCCAGAGAAGCCAAGUGACCCAAUCGAUGACCGAAUCGAUCCUUACGCCCGCGUCAGGGCCAUUCGGGAUGGAAUGCGAGGAAGCAGAAAGUCAACAAAAAGAAAUUGA